This is a messenger RNA of Chrysemys picta bellii (western painted turtle), 3079 nucleotides long. The record is from RefSeq and is a predicted model, not a curated record. Lineage: Eukaryota; Metazoa; Chordata; Testudines; Emydidae.
UUUCAAGUAUAAUAAAUGGUGGUUAUGGCACUUUUAACCACUCUGCUUUAUGUACUUAUAUUUCUUCUCAUAGAUGGAGUUGAAGAAGAAAAAAUGGAAACUGAGACAGAUGGGCAACAGUCAGAAAAGGUUGAAAGCAAAGGAGAAAGUGAAAUAGAGGAAGGUGAUAAGGUGCAGGAAGGAGAAAAUGAGAGAAAUCCAGAAAAGGAGCAAGACAGUGAAGUCACGUCUGAUACCAAGUCAGAAGAGAAGGAGGCAGAAGAGAACAAGGAAAACGUUGAUGCGUGCAAAGACAAGGAAAGCGACGCUGGAAAGAAGAAAGUGGAACACGAAAUCUCUGAAGGAAAUGUAGCUACAGCUGCAGCUGCUGCUCUUGCCUCAGCUGCCACCAAAGCAAAGCACCUAGCAGCAGUGGAAGAGCGAAAGAUCAAGUCCUUGGUAGCCCUCUUGGUGGAAACACAAAUGAAGAAACUGGAGAUCAAACUUCGUCAUUUUGAAGAGCUGGAAACAAUCAUGGACAGAGAGAAAGAGGCAUUAGAACAGCAGAGGCAGCAGUUGCUGACAGAACGACAGAACUUCCACAUGGAGCAGUUGAAAUAUGCAGAAUUAAGGGCCCGCCAGCAAAUGGAGCAGCAGCACAGUCAGAACACACAACAAUCGCACCAGCAUUCCAGUGGGCCUGGCAUGAACCCACUUGGGGCACCGGGUCAUCCAGGCAUGCUGCCUCAUCAGCAGCCCCCUCCAUACCCUAUGAUGCACCACCAGAUGCCCCCCCCUCAUCCACCACAGCCAGGACAGAUGCCAGGGCCAGGUUCAAUGAUACCUGGGCAGGCCAUGCCAGGCCGGAUGAUGCCAUCUGUGUCAGCCAACAUCCACCCAGCCAGCGGUGGCCCUCCCCCAUCUGGCAUGCCACCAAUGUCAGGAAACGUAAUUGGACCUCGUGUUCCCCUAGCAGCUCCAAAUGGCAUGUAUCCCCCUCCUUCGCAGCAGCCGCCACCACCCGCUGAUGGGGUGACUCCACCUACCGCGGGAGCAGCACCGGCCCCAGCAGCUCCCUAACUCAUCCAGCAACAACCAACGUCUAGAUCUGAUCCCUAGAACCAAGAUAGUGGCGACCAAAAAUGGAUUUCCUCAGUUUCCUUCUGUUCCUUUCAGGGGGAGGUUGGUCUCCUGUCAGCCUGCCCGCCCCUCGUCCCCUCUCACCGACUUCACAGUCUGGCAUUAUUUGGUUGUACUCCUUUGGGGAGCACUUACGCUGAACACAUUGAGCAGUAGUCAUCUUACCUUCCUGUUGCUGGCAGGACGUCCUUCACACAUUUGCCUGUUUUACCCUAUGGAACGAGUGCUCUGCGCUGGUUUUCCUUUAUCCUGCUGCUUCUGCUGCUUAAUCUUUGGAUUCGCAUUAGAGACAGGGAGGGGCUUUUGGGUUGGAGGCAUAACUGGAUAUUAGGAUGUAGUAGGUGGUGUUUCCAUCCAUAGUCUCUGAGGUGUAAUCUAGGCAAGGCAUCAAGAGGACAUAGAGCAAACCAGUGGCUUGAGCACAUCAGGGAGAGUGAGGGAGGAGUUCUCCUUCCACUGCCUUGGAGCGGAAGCUUCGUUAAUUCUGACCAUAUUCAUUACAGGUAGAUAAUCAUUAAGGGCAAUAGCUGAGCCCCAAGGCUGCCUUGCUAACUUAUUAAAGAAAAUAUUGAUCCGAUGUGAAUAGAGCCAGGAGUGAAUCAGUUAGAAUCAAACCGCUCUGAGCUUUAUUGCUCCAGUUUAUAUUUUAUUUUGUGUUUAAUUGGAAGGAGGGGAAGUUUGUAGUCGAAUCCUCUUCCUUCUGGGUAGUUCGGUACAGUAGCCAACUGAGGAAUAAAACAAAUUUUAGUCCCUCUCUUUUUGGAGCAUAUACUUUUUUCUUUUAAAAUUGAACUUAAAACAAAACAAAAAAAGUAGAUAGCAAUGAAGUGCUAGUGUAUGGGAUUGGGUUGGGAUGGCUGGGGGUGUGAACGCCAGAACUACCUCUUGCAGACAGCCGGGGUGGGCAGAAUUCAGCGAACGUGGUACUUUUUCUUUCUGGACUGGGAUUGGAGGUGGGAGAACCCUCGCUCCUCUGUUCACACUUCACCCUCCACUUGCUGAGCUUUAUCAUUCCAUUCUUUGUAGGGCAGAGGGGGAACAGGUUUGGCAGUUGACUCCAAGCACGCUCCAUGAUUCGGGGCGAUUGAGAAGGCCAACACAAUGCCACUAAUAUGGACUGAGUUUGUACUGCCAAAUGCUGUUCCUUGCCCUCAUCAUUAGUGACUGCAUGGUUCACAUCCUCUGUGUGAUUCAGAUCCUCUCCUUCCAGAGCGAGCUUUCUGACAAGCGUCCUCACCAACGCACUUAGGAUCAUUCAGGGGUGGAUCUCCGUAAUCAGGAGUGUAAGAUGGGCUGUUUGUUUUAAAGCUUGACCACAGCUAUUUCACUAGUGGGGGUAUAGGAUCUGAAACCCACUGAGCUAUUUCAUAAAGUAAAACAAAUACAGAUUUGCCUUGAAGAGCACUCAAGUGCUUGAUGCCUCAAAAUGUUAAUAGUUGAACUUUCCAGACCCUGAGAAUUUGCGUACAUAUGUGAAGUAACCAUUUUUGGGCUGUCUGCACAUCAACUCCAUGCUCAUACAAUUGUACUUGCCCUUGUUACUUCCAGUGUAUAGGAAUAACACUUUCCCAUUGUCAAGCUCUAAGAAUCUGCAGUGCCUAGCAAAGAACGGUCAGGGCCUCCCCUCCCCCCACCUUUCAUAAAAGAAAUCCAUUCCACAUGUUACCUUUCCCUCCAGGGUCUUUGGAGCGAGCAUGGAAUUCUGGUUCAGGCCAUAGUCCAGUUUAGAAUAACCUCAGGUUGUUUUUAGUGUGAUCAAUUUCAAAUUUAAAGGAUCCAGAUGGAGACUAUUUUUUACUGUAUUAGUGAUGAUCCUACAAAGUACCUGAAUUCUUAACGCUGUUGUGUUUCUGUAUAAAUACACGUGGCGACUUUUUCAUCUGAUCCUCUGUAUAGGGCCGGUUUUAUUCCUGCAACACAGCCACCCAAUUUUGUGAAAUAAAAAAACAUGUUUUUUGUA